Populus trichocarpa (black cottonwood) is the source of this 726-nucleotide messenger RNA. RefSeq names its product NRR repressor homolog 1. Gene Ontology annotation, biological process: regulation of systemic acquired resistance. The transcript has a single exon. Bases 136 to 468 code for a protein of 110 amino acids. Lineage: Eukaryota; Viridiplantae; Streptophyta; Magnoliopsida; Malpighiales; Salicaceae. The record is from RefSeq and is a predicted model, not a curated record.
AUUUUCUGUGAUUUUGUACCUGGGCUGUAUAAAUAUACAACUACAGUCACCCUGCAGUGAGAAGGCAGUAACUGAUCAACCACUAAUAUAUAGUGUGUGUCAUAAAAGUUCGGUGAAACAGCACUAACAAAGCAAAUGGAGGAAGAAAGGAAAAACAAGCUGAGUACUUUUUCAGAAGAAGAAGAAAACGACGAUGAGGACGAGAGAAUUGAGAAGUUCUUCGCGAUAAUAAGAAGGCUUAGAGAUGCUCGCAUGUAUUCGAGAACCUGUUUGCGAGAACAGGAGGCAUGUAAGAUAGCAAAGAAGGCAAAGAAAGCCCACGCACCUGUAUGGACUCCAAAGUUUCAACUGGAAGAUUUUGAGGAGCCAGGGUUGGAAUCCACUCGCAUAUCUCAACCAAGUUCCUCAAAUAAGGAAUGUGGAAAGGAGAAGAAAGAAGAACUAGAUCUGAACCUUACCUUGUAUUGACUGUGGAGGUCAAAUACAGUGCAUGGGAUAUGAUAUGCUUCAGAGUAGUAUUUUCAAGAUGCAUGAAACAUGUGAUGCAGCAGAGUUAGAGCAGUAGUGUGUGUUGAAUAAAAGGUUGCAUGUAUGUUCAGUUGGGUCGGCUUUAAUUUUGCAAUUUUAUUAUUAUUUGUUUUUGUAAUAUUGUUGUUUUUACAUUGAUGAAUCUUUCAUAUUCGAGGUCAUCAAGAUAUUAAAAGAUGGAUUGGGAGUUUAUUUUCA